This is a messenger RNA of Aquila chrysaetos chrysaetos, 1467 nucleotides long. Its product is annotated as sperm-associated antigen 4 protein-like. Lineage: Eukaryota; Metazoa; Chordata; Aves; Accipitriformes; Accipitridae. The transcript has 8 exons. Gene Ontology annotation, molecular function: protein-membrane adaptor activity. The coding region runs from base 87 to 737 and encodes 216 amino acids. The record is from RefSeq and is a predicted model, not a curated record. Gene Ontology annotation, biological process: nuclear envelope organization. Gene Ontology annotation, cellular component: meiotic nuclear membrane microtubule tethering complex; nuclear envelope.
GGUCUGCCCCAGCCCCUGAGCACUGGUAACGCCAGGACUCCCUCUUUUGCAGGAAGAAGAUCACCCAGAAGAGGAGCGGGCUCUUUAUGAUCCUGUGCCUCAUCUUCGUAGCCGCUCUCGCUGGGGCCUACUGCGGGACCUCGCUGCCCGUGAGGGUGCUGUGGGCAGAGAAGGUGCCACAGGUGCUGCUGGAGCAGCCUGUGGGCGAGCUGAAGGCCAUGUGGAACGCGGUUGCUCUGCUGGAGGAACAAGCCCAGGAGGUGCAAGAGCUGAGGAAGGAGAUGGCGUGCCUGGUUGCACAGAUGAGCCGUGUGAAGAAGGAACUUGAGGACAUGAGAACGGCAAUGUCUGCGAUGCCUUUGGAAGAGAACGUCCCGGUGUCUGCCUGGGCUCUGAAAAGCACAGGGGUCACCAUCGACCUGCAGAGAUCACCCAGGAGCUAUGCAUGGCCCUGCCGCGUGUUCCGGUUCCUUUGUGAUCUGAACCGUCCGAAUACUUUUGUGCAGCUGGACGUUUCCCCGGGAUACUGCUGGCCUUUCCAAACGUCUCGGAGCCAGCUGGUCAUUAGGUUGCCCGCACGAGUCCAACCAACCGCGAUCACUGUGCAGCACCCCUUGAAGAAGUCCUCUGCGCUCGGGGACAUCAGCAGCGCCCCCCGAGAUUUCACCGUCUCUGUAAGUCUCUGCCAGGCACUUGGGACCGGGCGCUGGGGAAAAGCCGUACGGGGGACGUGCUAGUCUCUGCGCAUCCGCUGAGCGUCAGGUGCUGGUCUCUCCCGAGCACUGCUGUGCCCUGAGGGGACAUUUCAGGGGAGGUGCAGGGGGGUGUCAUCCCAUCUUAAGACCUGCUCCGUGCGUUUUGGCCCGACAGCUCAGCUCCACUGCAUGCUGCGCCAGACUGCGCUGGAGCCGCGGGAGAGGGGGCGGGUCGUGGGCCCAGGUCCGGCAUGCGUGUUUUCUCACGGCUGGCUUGGGCCUGACCUGCUCCCCUGUGCUUUCUCUCCGAGGGAGAGGAUGAGGAAGGAGAAGAGGGAACUCUGCUCGGGACGUUCAGCUACGACAUAGAGAAAGAGCCGACCCAGACCUUCCCUCUGCAGAAUGAGCUUCCCAGAGCCUUUCGGUUUAUCAGGCUUGUCGUACGGAGCACCUGGGGAAAGUCAGGCUACACCUGCAUUUCUCGAGUGCAGGUUCAUGGGAAUACAAUGGGAAAGAACGCCAUCGGCCAGGCAUGAGACGACCUUCUACUGUAAAAAUAAAAAAUGAAAAAACCGAGAAGAAAUCCCCGGAGCAGAGGACUGCGGCUGUUAGUCUGGAGGAGAGCGAUGUCCUUCCACGGGCCCUCUCAAAGGCCACACGGGGUCUAGACAUAGCCGGGAACCUGGGCGGGCCUGAGAGGCGUGCGGAGACCUGGGCGAAGGGGGGUGUCCGUGAGGAAUUCCGUGCACAACCAGGGAGAAGCUUCUCUGAU